This is a messenger RNA of Aspergillus homomorphus CBS 101889, 1755 nucleotides long. Its product is annotated as high affinity methionine permease. NCBI's taxonomy places the organism in Eukaryota, Fungi, Ascomycota, Eurotiomycetes, Eurotiales, Aspergillaceae. Gene Ontology annotation, molecular function: L-amino acid transmembrane transporter activity. The coding region runs from base 1 to 1755 and encodes 584 amino acids. Gene Ontology annotation, biological process: amino acid transmembrane transport. The record is from RefSeq and is a predicted model, not a curated record. The transcript is spliced from 9 exons. Gene Ontology annotation, cellular component: membrane.
AUGGGGUUCAAGAUCUUCACCAAAUCGGCCGACAUUGAGGCCGAUGAACGAUCUGAUGAAUUUAGCGUCAUCGACGAUGGCAACCUACAUUACACUGCUGCCGGCGGCUUUAAUUCUACCAAGUUGACUUACCAAGAAGCGAGCGGUGCUCCAAUUGAGACCAAGUCCCCUCUGGGGUAUUCGGUAGGCCCAGUGACGGUAAUAUGCCUUAACCUGAACAUGAUGAUUGGGACCGGUGUUUUCUCGACUCCGGCAUCGGUCCUAUCUGGAGCCGGAUCCGUGGGCCUCGCUCUGUUCUACUGGGUGAUCGGCUUUCUUAUGGCCGGCAGCAUGCUCGCCGUUUACCUGGAGUUUGUAUCAUAUUUCCCGAGUCGGUCCGGUGCCGAGGUAGUGUACCUCGAACAAUCCUUCCCAUGGCCAAAGUAUUUCUUCCCUACCGUCUUCGCUAUGCAGACAGUUCUUUUCUCUUUUGCUAGCAGCAACGCCGUUGUGUUAGCCGAUUAUCUCUUCAAGCUUGCCAAUGUGGAAUCAACUGCAUGGAUGCAGAAAGGUGUCGCAGUGGCUGCCUACACUGUUGCUGUCUUGCUACUGGUCUUCGACACGAAAUGGUCGCUUCGACUAGUGAAUGUCAUUGGUUUCAUCAAGACCAUCACAUUGACCUUUAUCGGCAUUACCGGGCUUGUAGUGCUUGGGGGCCAUACACCUGUCAAGGAUUCAAUUGCGAACUUCCGGGACGCCUUCUCUGGAACUUCAGAAGCGACAGUUUAUGGUGCCACAAAUGCUUUAGUCAAAGUCAUGUUCUCGUAUGCUGGCUACAGUAAUGCAUGUAAUGUGGCGAAUGAAGUCAAGAACCCUAUCAAAACGCUUCGCUGGAGCGCUCCAGCAUCGCUCAUCUUGGUUGCCGUUCUGUAUAUCCUUGCAAACAUUGCUUACUUCUCUGCCGCCAGCAAAGAAGAGAUUCUCAACUCGAAUGUGGUCGCAGCUAGUCUCUUCUUCGAGAAGGUUUUUGGUACGUCUGGCGCAUCCCGGGCGCUCAACGUUCUGAUAUGCCUCUGUGCCAUGGGGAACUUGCUAGCUGUUCUGAUCGGACAGUCUCGAAUGCUUCGAGAAUGUGGAAGACAAGGUGUUCUCCCUUUUACCGCAUUCUGGACCUCAACGCGGCCAUUCGGAACCCCCCUAGGCCCGUUUUUCCUAAAAUGGGCUCUUACCGUUCUCAUGAUUCUAGCCCCACCGGCUGGUGAUGCUUUCAACUUCGUUGUUGACUUGGCCCUCUACCCCUCCAACGCAUUCAACCUUCUUCUUGCAGCCGGGCUUCUUUUCACGCGUCGUCGCCGCCAUCGUCUUCACAUUCCGUCGUCAGGUUACAAAGCGUGGACGGUCACCGUCUGCUUCGCUAUUCUAUCGAGUCUUUACAUGCUCGUGGCACCAUGGUAUCCCCCUCUCACGGGAGCCAACGGGGGAGACGUGAGUUUUUGGUACGCGACAUAUUGUGUUGUGGGACUCGCAAUCGUCGGCAUCUGCGGAGUCUACUACUACAUCUGGAUCAAAGUCCUCCCCAAACUGGGCCGCUAUGAGUACCGCCAGGCGCAGAUCCAAGUGGAAGAGACCUCGACGGCCAACAAACUGGUGAAGGUGCCAGUUGACCGGGUUGACGAAUGGGAUCGGGAACAUGAUGCGCUUGGAAGAGUGCGGCAGAGGGCCGCGCGGACGGCGUCGAAUGAGAUGGGUGAAAUUGUGUAUGAGACAAAGGGAUGA